This is a messenger RNA of Phyllotreta striolata, 740 nucleotides long. Lineage: Eukaryota; Metazoa; Arthropoda; Insecta; Coleoptera; Chrysomelidae. The record is from the annotation of a GenBank genome assembly.
AUUUAAUUUACACAGUUUCAUGUUUCGCGUUAUUAAUAUCAACAUGUAUUCAAAACUGUUUCUAAUUUGUGCAUUUGCUCUUGCAGUAACUUCGCAGGAACAAUUAAAAGUCACUUUAUUCUAUGAAGGGCUUUGUCCUUCUUGCCACAAUUUCUUUAUUGAACAACUUUAUCCAGGUUUUAAGAAACUAGGAAAUGCUUUGGAUAUCGAUCUGGUAUCAGCGCAACAACCUGAAAACAAUGGCAGUCAAAUUGAGUGGAGUUGUCAACAUGGUCCAAAAGAAUGUUACAUAAACAAAGUCAGUGCUUGUGCCAUUCAUGUAAGCGACACUCAGUCAAAGAUGAUGGAAUUUGAAAAUUGUUUCUUGAAAGACUCCGAUAUAUACAAAAGCCAGGAAUACGAGGAAGAUCUUGCCAAGAAAUGCGCCGCAGGGAACGACCUUCCAUGGGAUAAAAUAAACUCUUGUCUCGAUAAAGAAGUCGAUAAGAUAUUGUUGGCUUAUGAACAACGAUUAAAAAAAGUUCAACCACCAAUUCAAUACGUUCCUGCCAUACUAUUUAACGAUAAACGCGAUGAAGAUACCGAAAAUGCAGCGAGGGAAGAUUUCGUGGCCACAGCAUGUCAACUGUUCAAAACCAAACCGAAAGCUUGCUUAAAAACCUUCUUUUGAAAACUAGGAAAGUAGGAAAUGCUAUUUCCCAAUAAGAAUGAUAAGAUUUUAAAUAAAAACACUGAAAAAU